AUUGGACUGUUGCUGCGACAAUCGUGUGUGAAAGUUCUUUGUUUUGAAGGUUUUGGUAAACACAAAAAUGGUAAAUGAACUCAACAAACCGCCUUCACAGGAAAAUUUAGCGCUUGGUGAGCGCCUGCUCGAUUCGCAAAGGCAAUUGCAAGAGAUGCAGGAGGAACACCGACAGUUGCUACAAGAAAUGCAAGUACUACGACAACGAGCCGCUGCUUUGAGUCAUUUGAAUGAACAGCAAUUCAGUCGUGUUGGCGAACAGCGACGUGGAACGGCACCUACACCUGAUGCACACGAAAAUAAUACAGACCCUCAACAGACCGAUGCUACAGAAUUUGCCGCUGCAGAAGUUGAGGAGCAAGAAACCGCUACUAUUGCCUCACCAAAUGAUGGCGUGGAACAAAGCGCCAAUUUAAAUACAGAGAGCAUUCAAAAAACACUCAGUUCUUCACAAACGAAUGCGUCAGAGAACGACGAGGAUAACGAUGAUCCCGAAACAGCGGAGUAUUUGCAGAAAAAGUUAGCGGAAAUUGCAGCAUUGAAAGCUCGUUUUAAGCAUGUUCAGAACAUUAUGAAUACCACUGAAAAGAUAGAGGAGCACAUAGCCUCGAAAGGUAUUCUAAAUAGCACUGCUACAGCCGCAUUGGAGAGUUCACUAACUAAAUUACUUAUUGCCGACAGUAAAGACGAAGUGCAGUCUCCAUAUGUGACCAGCACAACGACUAUUCAGCCAACUACUAAAUUAAAUGAAAGCGAUACUAAUUUGCAACCAACUACUAAAUUAAAUGAAAGCGAUACUAAUACACAAACUGAAGUUAAAAAAUACGAAAAUACAGCGAACGACGAGGAGCAAACUCUUAAUUCAUAUGCACCAUCACAGGUGGCCAAUGAGGAGCUACUUUCAGCCAUGAUGAAUAUGUUUAGCGAUUUUACAGCAGAUUUACGUAGUCAAGCGGAUGAUUUGCGUGCUGAACGUGAUCGUUUGCGUGCGCUUAAAGAAGAUCUUUUACGCAGGAAGCGUCAGUCAUAAAAUUUUUUUAAGAUAUCCUAUCAUUUUAUUAAAAAAAACAUUUUAUUGAUGGUGUAUGUAUAUGUAUAAUACAUUAUUUUAAUAUAAUAUAAAGUCUACAGAUCUUCAAGUGUAAUGUUGA
Messenger RNA from Bactrocera tryoni, 1151 nucleotides. RefSeq lists its product as uncharacterized. The record is from RefSeq and is a predicted model, not a curated record. Lineage: Eukaryota; Metazoa; Arthropoda; Insecta; Diptera; Tephritidae. Bases 68 to 1030 code for a protein of 320 amino acids. The transcript has 3 exons.